Heterostelium album PN500 is the source of this 171-nucleotide messenger RNA. RefSeq lists its product as uncharacterized. Bases 1 to 171 code for a protein of 56 amino acids. NCBI's taxonomy places the organism in Eukaryota, Evosea, Eumycetozoa, Acytosteliales, Acytosteliaceae. The record is from RefSeq and is a predicted model, not a curated record. The transcript is spliced from 3 exons.
AUGUUAAAAUCCGUGAAACGUUUAGGCAUCUAUUUAACAGCAAGACGUGUUAAUAAAAAACCAAUGAGUUUGAUGUAUUUAUUUUAUAUUGACCUACAAUUUAAAAUAACGGUAAUAUAUGGUGAAAACAAAUUACCAUCGAUGUAUGAUACAGAUACAUCUGACAAUUAA